Molecule: messenger RNA, 2294 nt
Organism: Gekko japonicus
Lineage: Eukaryota; Metazoa; Chordata; Lepidosauria; Squamata; Gekkonidae
Gene: ENTPD5
Product: ectonucleoside triphosphate diphosphohydrolase 5
Exons: 14
Coding region: 109-1374 (421 amino acids)
Biological process (GO): nucleoside diphosphate catabolic process
Cellular component (GO): membrane
Molecular function (GO): GDP phosphatase activity; UDP phosphatase activity
Source: RefSeq, a predicted model, not a curated record
UGACACGCGGCACCGGCGAGAUGUGGCGGGUAGGGGGCUUGGACAAGGCGGAACUUCUAGAACUCUGCAAGUCCUGAUUCACAGAGCAGCUGUUCAAGGCUCCCAGUCAUGAUGGCACUUCCCUGGAUCUCAGGCAUUACUUUCCUUGUGCUCUCCUCCAUUUACUGUAUUGUUUCUCAUCAAGACCCAGAGAUGUGGUUCCAAAACCUCUUCCCACCUAAGGUGUGUCCUGCCAAUGCCAGCAUGGAUACUUAUUAUGGUAUCAUGUUUGAUGCAGGAAGCACAGGGACACGAAUUCAUAUUUACACCUUUGUACAAAGAAGCCCAGAAAAGCCUCCAGAAUUAGAAGGGGAAAUCUUUGAAUCAGUCAAGCCAGGUCUCUCAGCUUAUGCAGAUCAACCUUGGAAAGGUGCAGAAACUGUCAGAAGGCUGUUAGAAAUGGCCCAGGAAGCUGUGCCACCUAGCCAUUGGAAGAAGACCCCAGUGGUAUUGAAAGCCACGGCUGGUCUGCGCCUGUUAGCAGAGCACAAAGCCCAGGCUCUGCUCUCAGAGAAACGUGAUACCUCAGUAAAGAGGUACUGGAAGGUAUUGGCUUUGUGUAGAGGUAUUUUAGCCUGGAUCACUGUGAACUUUUUAACAGGGCAACUGUAUGGCCGGAACCAGCAGACUGUAGGGACCUUGGACCUGGGAGGAGCCUCGACUCAGAUUACAUUCUUGCCACAACUAGAGGGUACCCUGGAACAAACACCAGUGGAUUUCCUUACCUCAUUUGAAAUGUUCAACAGCACUUACAAGCUCUACACACACAGCUAUUUAGGUUUUGGGCUGAAGGCUGCACGACUAGCAACAUUAGGAGCCCUGGAAAGGGAAGGAGCAGAUGGGCAGACAUUCCGAAGUUCCUGUUUGCCAAAACAGCUGGAAGCAGAGUGGCACUUCGGGGGAGUGAAAUAUCAGUAUGGGGGCAACAGACAAGGGGAAACAGGAUUUGAAUCGUGUUAUUCUGAAGUCCUGAAGGUUGUACAAGGGAAACUGCACCAACCAGAUGAGAUUCGCAGAAACUCCUUCUAUGCCUUUUCCUAUUUCUAUGAUCGGGCUGUGGACACUGACCUUAUAGAUUAUGAAAAAGGGGGCAUUCUAGAAGUGCAAGACUUUCAAAGAAAAGCCAAAGAAGUGUGUGAUAACCUGGAGAGGUACAGCUCUGCCAGCCCCUUUCUGUGUAUGGAUCUCUGUUAUAUAACAGCCUUGUUAAAAGAAGGUUUUGGAUUUGGAGACAGCACAAUUUUACAGCUGGCAAAGAAGGUGAACAACAUAGAGACAGGCUGGGCUCUAGGUGCUACCUUUCAUCUUCUGCAGUCCUUGGCACUCUCCCACUGAGAAGACAUUGUCUGCAGGAUCAUUUUUUGGAAACAGGAACAUGCAUUUCUGAGCAGUACACAGACCAAAGAAGGGAAAUCAUUACCUUUAGAACUGGGUACUUCUGAGCUGCGGUAUAAGAUGGGUUCUUCUAGGAUAAUAAGUGCUCUGGACAUCAAAUAAUUGUAUAAUUUAUGCCAAAGGAUCUGAGCUCUGGCUCAGUAGCCUUGAAACUGAUCUUGUUCAAGGAACUCAGACAUGUCUUUGGCCAAAGCAUUUAUGCGCAUUUGGUACCAACAGACCUCAAGGCAUGUUCCACAGAGUUUGGGGGUCUUUUUGCACAUGAAACAAUGAAGGUUCACAUGUAAAGUAGAGAAGCCUAGCCUAAUAACAAAAACUGGAAUGAGCUAUUUAACCAAACUUUCUCUUAGGCUGUUUGAAACUUGGUAAUUAAUCUUCUAGGAUUAGCUAAUUCCUAAGACUGGGGAAGGAAGUUCUUGGCUCAGCUGAAGAAGAGAGAGUUGGUGGAAGAAAUGAUUUGUUAACCUCUGAAGAAGCUGCAGGGAAUGGAAGUGUUUAGGAAUCCCCACAAGGAAUGGUUUCACUUUUCUCCUCUUUCUGUCUCCCAUAAAGCUAUGAGAUGGUAAAUACUGUGCCAUAGGCACUUUUUCCAUCUGCUUCAGAAUGAAAUUUUCUAGAGAUUAACAGUCACAAAUCUUGCAGUGUAUUCUAAAAGUCCCUGUUUACUGCAGAAUAUUUAGAUGUCUGGCUGUAAGUGCAUCAAUCUGAAACGUCAGACUCCUCAGUUUCUAGUAUCAAAAGUUUCUUCAUGCCUGAAUCAGACUGAAGAUUUCUGACUGUUGCAAUGUUGUUGUGCACCUCUUCAAUAUUUCAUGAGGAUAACAUAAAUGUUCAGUAACUAAAUAUUCUAUCUUGGUAUU